Molecule: messenger RNA, 1750 nt
Organism: Aspergillus pseudonomiae
Lineage: Eukaryota; Fungi; Ascomycota; Eurotiomycetes; Eurotiales; Aspergillaceae
Product: WD40 repeat domain-containing protein
Exons: 3
Coding region: 213-1580 (455 amino acids)
Molecular function (GO): protein binding
Source: RefSeq, a predicted model, not a curated record
UAGGAAAUAUGUUUAUCCGGGCACGCCUCUAUUGACAAGCCAAGGCCUGGAGACCUCACCGAUCCUUAUCAACCGAUAAAUACUACUCCUUUAGUCGUCAUUAUCGUCGGUUUCCCUAUUCCAGUACUGCAGGUCGAACAUUCCGUUAGGUCGCCACAUUUUUGGCAGGACAGCGCAUUCCUGUUGGGUCUCUCAUACGACCCCGCAUCGCCAUGCCUCCCUUACUAACUAAUCGGCAAGCCGAGGAGCUGCACAAGUCAAUGAUAGCAUACCUCGUGGCGAGCGACCUACCAGACACCGCGGCCGCACUCCGGAGAGAAGUGAACCUCAGCGAAGAUGCGUUUGAUCCAACUACAGCGAAAAGGUACGAAGGGAUGCUGGAGAAAAAAUGGACAAGCAUUGCCCGCUUGCAGAAAAAGAUAAUGGAUCUUGAGUCGAGAAAUGCGGCGCUUCAAUCCGAACUCGAUAACUCCACACCCGCCUCCCGUUUAAAGCGCAACCAAGAUCCAGCCUCUUGGCUUCCGAGUACGGUUCGCUAUUCACUAGAAUCACAUCGAGAUAAAGUAAAUUGUGUUGCCUUCCACCCGACAUUUUCCUCCAUUGCCUCCGGCUCCGACGAUUGCACGAUAAAGAUAUGGGACUGGGAGCUCGGGGAGCUUGAACUGACGCUUAAGGGCCAUACAAGAGCAGUCCGGGAUGUUGAUUACGGCGGGCCGCGGGAUAAUGUCCUUCUGGCUUCCUGCAGCUCUGACCUAUCUAUUAAGUUAUGGAAACCGACAGACAAUUAUAAGAAUAUCCGGACCCUGCAAGGCCACGAUCACAUCGUCAGCGCGGUUCGUUUUAUACCAUCUAGAAAUCUGCUGGUGAGCGCAAGCAGAGACAACGAUAUGAGAAUCUGGGAUGUCACAACCGGAUAUUGUGUGAAGACAAUAAACGGUCAUACUGACUGGGUGCGGGAUGUUAGCAUCUCGUUUGACGGGAGGUUUCUUUUCUCCACGGGACAAGACAUGACCGCCCGUUUAUGGGAUAUCUCUACUGUAUCGAAUAUAGAACAUAAACGAACGAUGCUUGGUCACGAGAAUUUCAUUGAAUGCUGCGCUUUUGCCCCGCCUACGUCAUACCAGUUCCUUGCACCCUUGGCCGGACUAGGGAAACGCCCUUCUUCUACAAACGGAGCUGAUUUCAUGGCGACCGGGUCACGAGACAACACUAUUAAGAUAUGGGACAGCCGCGGGAUGUGUCUUAUGACGUUAGUGGGCCAUGAUAGCUGGGUUCAGGCGCUGGUGUUCCACCCGGCAGGGAAAUACCUCCUUUCAGUAUCGGACGACAAGACCUUAAGAUGCUGGGACUUGAACCAACAAGGAAAGUGCGUCAAGACGCUCGACGCCCACGAAAGCUUCGUCACCUCCCUGCGAUGGGCUCCAGGAGUUGCCAAGAAUGUACCCGGCGGAGACGGCGCAGCGGAGGGAGAAGGAAAUGAUAAGAAUGGGGCUGGUAGUGAAAACCCUGCCAAUGUCCAGAUGCGCUGCGUGAUCGCAACAGGGGGCUGGGAUCAGAAAUUAAAGAUCUUUGCGGGCUGAGGUCGCGAAAGAAAUAAUCAUCGGGGAAGGAUAGGAACGGUGCUUUGUAUGGGGCUCCCUAUAACCCAUUCAAAAAUGGUCAUAGAGCCAAGCUACACCCCUACAGAGAUGUAACCACGAUUCUUCUCUGCCACACAUCCCCUCCCUGUGUGUCUCUUGAGCCGAUUACC